AGCGAAGUACGCGAGGAGUUGCAUUGCAUGUACAUCACUGCUGGACCUCGGGAGACAGCUUCUUCAGCUGACGGCCUGUAAUCGAAGAUGAGUGGCGUUGUGUCCCUGAGGUCAAUGACCCUGCUGGGACUCGGCAUUGUGUUCGGAGGGCUUGUUGUUGCCGGUAAGGGACCACGGAAGAACAAUUCAUGACUCAUCUCUGUAUGCUCCACUUGUGUGCGGCGCUGUGCAGCCUGGUCAUGGCCUUGGCGUCAGUUGGCCCUCACAUGGCGGUCUGCACGCGACAGACGACGGCUGUUGCGCCGUCUGCGGGCACUCCAGCGCGAUGUGCUGCUGCCCAGAUCCGCCAUCGUGCUCAAUGAGCCCCUGGACGAGCAAACCCCUACAACAUAUCGCUUCUCUGUGCUGCAGUUCAACACACUGGCCGACCAGUAAGCUGACUGACACGUAUGAUGGUGAAUCUGAGUGGUCACCAUGAUGAGAGGCUAUGUAUCGCCUUACAUGUGUUGUGUGUGAGUGCAGGUAUUCUCAGCAGGACAAUAACUUCGUGCAGUGUGAGCCGAGUGUGCUGGAGUUCUCGUAUCGGGGCAGCCUGUUGCUGGCAGAAAUCACACGGUAGUAUCGGUCGCGCUGACAUGAGUGUGAUCGAUGUAUGUGCACUGCCUCCCUGCCUCCAUUGGUGUCUGCAGCGAGCAGCCCGACAUUGUGUGUCUGGAGGAGGUCGACAAAUUCGACUUCUUCACAGAGCACCUUAAACGACUCGGUGUGCACCAACCAAACGAACCACAUGAUUCAAUGGCUGAACACACGUCAUGUGGCUGUGCAUGUGUGUGCAUACAGGCUACCUCGGUCAGUUCCUGCCGAAGCGAGAUGAGCGUCGGAUGGGGACGGCAGACGGCUGUGCCAUCUUCUACAAAGAGGACAAGUUCGCCGAGGUGCGCCACAAAGGAUUCUACUUCGAGGACGCAGCAGGCGGCACAAAGAUGAGCCAGGGGGCACUCGCACUCGAACUACAGAACACGCAAAUUGAGUGAGCAAAGUAGAGAGACUAUGGCGCAUGCUCAUGUGCUCGCUGUCUGUGUGUGUUCCAUUCAGCAAGCGUCUGUUGGUCGUGGUGACUCAUCUGAAGGCCAAGAUGGGCCACGAGGACGUCAGGCUCACCCAGAUACAGCAACUCAUCAAGUGAGCGCCUCACAGACGCCAUGCCACUUUCCUUCACACACCCAAGCACCAACUCCCUGUUGCUCUCUACUUUGGCUGCACUUCAUGCAGGUAUCUGCAGGCCGAGUGGGACCUCUUCGACCCAUCGGCGUUCGAUGAGACUCCCUUGCUCACAGCCAACAGCCAGCCCUCGCAGUCAGCCUCCAACCCCCAGGCUGCCCGUUCCCCGCCCGAUUCGCGCCCAUCGGAGCCCCCCUUCCCCUCAAACCGCCCAUCUGGCGCCGGCGACGAGAUGACGCGUGGGCCGAGACUGCCAGUCAUCAUCUGUGGUGGUAUGGUAUCACGCACACGGCACGCUGAUGGAGAGAGGAUGGAUGUUUCCCUGUGUGUGGUGUGUGAGCGUAGACUUCAACUCUGAGCCUCACGACGCGACGCCUCGGUGGCUCGAAAAGCACAAGUAAGCAAGCGGAGUAAAAGUUACCAGGUUCUUGCAGAUGUGAAGCCAUCCCUUUGCGCGUGUCUGCAUAUGUGCCUCUGUAGGGGGCUGGGACUGGUGUCUGUUUACGGCCAGGAGAGCACGUGGCCUCACCUGACCUACUCGACGUGGAAAAUCAGACCCAACGCCGAAGUGAAACGGGUCAUCGGUAAGACGCACACACACCCACCCACUUAUCCCCCCACGCACACGGCAGACUGAAGUAUUCGUUUGGGCACCGCACCGCUGUGUGCGUGUUUUUCUGGUCAGACUACAUCUGGACGAGCCCAUCAUCCUUGUGUCUGCUGAAGGUGUUGGCGGCGCCCCCACACGACCAGGUUCCGCCGUGCAGAUUCCCAAACGAGAGAUACCCGUCAGGUGGGUGAAUCACACAUACAUACUCAUGUACAUUUCGGGAGUGCCGGAAUCGGUCUGUAUGUCUCUUUGUGUCCGUGUGCAGACCACGUGUCUCUCUGGGCUGAGUUUUCCUUUCGCUAGCGUCACUCAUAAGUUGGCUGCUGGCACAGCUUUCCUUUGUAUGUAUGUGAACAUCUGUAUAUUGUAUCGGUUGUAUGUGGCCAUUUUUCGGCUGAAUGGCGUGAUGCAGAAACGCAGUGCAGUGAGGGCAGGUUGAGUCAUCUGACUGAGGGUUGGGCUAGUGGGCUUGGCAAAGUAUCCUUUGUACACAAUGACAACUACCUAGCAGAGCGCCCAGGAUGGAAUGGAAUUCUCGCCAUGAAUGAAUCGCCGAUUGCAGGGGGGGGGAGAAACUGUCAUUAACCAUAACACUCGUCUGUGUGUCCGUGAUACUCAUACAAAUACAGUCCCA
Messenger RNA from Vitrella brassicaformis, 2465 nucleotides. The record is from the annotation of a GenBank genome assembly. NCBI's taxonomy places the organism in Eukaryota, Vitrellaceae.